AACAAAAUAAAAUUUUAGACAGCCGCACGGAUCAGCCGUGCGUCGCACAGUAAAUUCUGGAAUCGUUUUUAAGCUUUUUAUUAUUUUGAUGAAUGUUACGAAAACAAAUGUGCACGUUUUUAAGUGAAAAAUGUUAUGAACUUACAAAUACAGUUUUUGUAUUAACGACUUUAAAAAAUAACUAACAAAAUAUGAUAGUGUCAAAACAAAACAUAACAUAACAAGUGAAGAAAAUCCAAAAGUUGUGAAAACUGCAGUGGUACAACAAGCAAUCUCGACAAUAAUCUCGCAUCGCGAUACAGCGAUACUAUGAAUUUUUGACAAGACUGAUUUUACUGUAGUUAAGAAAACGCACAUAACUCGAUAAUUGCGUAAUGCUAUAAGCUCAAGAUGUUGAGACUUCUCGGUGGACUGAGCGUGUACUUUAAGUACCAAGAUAUUAAGACUGACAAUGCGGUGUUCCGCCUCCACAAUGUGUUCACGACGGUGUUACUGCUCACCUGCUCGCUUAUAAUCACCGCCACGCAGUACGUCGGACAUCCCAUACAAUGCAUCGUCAACGGCCUCCCAGCUAAUGUCGUUAACACAUUUUGCUGGAUCACCUCUACUUUCACGAUGCCAGAUGCUUUUGCUAGAGAGGUGGGCAAAGCGGUGGCGCACCCUGGUAUUGCAAACGAGUACGACAGCACACAGGAGAAGAAGUAUUACACUUAUUACCAAUGGGUGUGCUUCGUUCUAUUCUUCCAGGCUCUAAUGUGUUACACACCGAAGUUCCUAUGGGACGCGUUCGAGGGCGGUCUCCUGCGGACCAUCGUGAUGGGUCUCAACAUCGGUAUCUGCGACCAGAACGAAAAGGAGAAGAAGAAAGACGCCAUCAUUGGUUACCUAAUCAGACAUGAACGGACGCACAAGCUGUACGCGCUGCGGUACUGGGGCUGCGAACUGCUCUGCCUGGUGAACAUCGUGCUGCAGAUGUGGAUGAUGGACAGCUUCUUCAACGGGGAGUUCUUCUCAUACGGCACCAGGGUGCUGUCCCGCAGCGAGAUGCCGCAGGAACAGAGAUACGAUCCAAUGAUCUACGUGUUCCCUCGUGUGACGAAGUGCACCUUCCACAAGUUCGGUCCUUCAGGCAGCAUACAGACGCACGACAGCCUCUGCAUCCUGCCGCUGAACAUCGUCAACGAGAAGACUUACAUCUUCAUCUGGUUCUGGUACAUCAUCCUCGCUGUCAUCCUCACACUGCUGGUUAUAUACAGAUUGGUGAUAAUGUUUGUGCCGUCGGUGCGGCCGCGGCUGCUGCACGCAGAAUUAAUGGCUGAGCUUGUAAAACGUAUGGGCGAGAAAGCGGGGCCGCGCGCGUGACGCUCACCCCCCGCGCCCCCAACGCCCCCAGCGCCCCCCGGCCGCAAGCCCAUCGCCAUAGUGGGCGUCUGACGCACGCCCAUACACCAAUAUCACCUCUACACGCAUACAAAUAAGAGCCACUCUCCCGCCACAGGUACGUGGCUAACAAAACUAUGGAGUCGUGUGAAGUGUUUUAAUUGUAAAAUAAACAGUCUACUUCCGUCUUAAUUACUAGCGUGAUAAGGGUUAUAUUUGAAUCGCAGAGUUGUACGGCCUCUAUACUCAUAGCAUUUAUGUGCAUUCUAAGCAUUUUUGUGUACAAAUUUACUAUAGUUUUAAUGAAGUGUUGAAAAUCAAUGUAAUAUGGAGCGUGCAUUUAAUUGAUGGAAUUUGUCCGAUUUUUUAUAUAUAAGAGUUUUGAGCCAAAAUCUGCCACAUUUUGACUUUGAAUAUUUUAAAUGCUGUUAGACAAUAUAAAAUCUUCACUUUUUGUACUGUUUGUUUAUUUGACUAAAUUACAUUAUUUGUAAUUAUUAUUUAACUUGUGGCUGAUUCCAUGUAUGACUUUUGUAUGGAAACCUUUAUGAAAUGUUUUUAUUCCAAGUAUUUGUAUAUUAUAUGCCUUUUUAGUAUUAAGCGUAACAGAUGUAAAUAAAUAAUAAUAUUAAACAUGAAGUUCGAUAUUAUUCCUAAUGUGGUUGCCAUAAGGUCGAAUAUUGUUUGAAUCUGGAUUUAACGUUCAUACAAAUCAGUUUAUAAACCUCGCGUAUACGUAAGAAUGGUCCUGUUUAAUUUGACAAGAAAAUAUAUUUGAAAAUUUGAAUUACAUUUUUAAUAAUAAUAAAAUCUGUCAACUUUAAAGUUAUUUUUAUCAAUUAUAACUGACUUUAAAAAAAAAACUUAUAUUUUUGUCCGAAAUAGUUGUAGACUAAAUCGACUCCAUUCAAUUCUCUGUUCCAAAUUUCUAGGGACCUGAUAUUUAUCUUUUUACACUCGAAUGUUUUGCGUAGUUUUUACAAGUUAAAUAUAUUUCUAUAUUUUAAAGUAAAUAAUAUAAAUUACGUUUAUUUAAAGAUCUGAUGAAAUAACAUUAACAAGUAUUUUAUAUUUCGUAUUAUUUAAAAAAUAUACGUCAUUUCUAUGAAAGUAGAAUAUGCGGGAUUAAAAUUGGAUUCAAUAAAAUCGAGAAAUUAAGUAAAAAAAAGUUGUUUAGUUAAUAUAGUAUUUUUUAAAGUUUAAUUUUCUUUUGUAACGUGACACCACAAUAUGUAUACUGCCAUUAAUUAUAUUGUAACAUCAAAUUUCAUUCGUAACAUAAAUUGAUUUUUCAUUUUUAUUUCACUUGUCAUAAAAU
Molecule: messenger RNA, 2698 nt
Organism: Papilio polytes (common Mormon)
Lineage: Eukaryota; Metazoa; Arthropoda; Insecta; Lepidoptera; Papilionidae
Gene: ogre
Product: innexin inx1
Exons: 8
Coding region: 391-1362 (323 amino acids)
Cellular component (GO): plasma membrane; gap junction
Molecular function (GO): gap junction channel activity
Source: RefSeq, a predicted model, not a curated record